Messenger RNA from Amoebophrya sp. A25, 160 nucleotides. NCBI's taxonomy places the organism in Eukaryota, Dinophyceae, Syndiniales, Amoebophryaceae. The record is from the annotation of a GenBank genome assembly.
GAGGACGCGCUAGCGGAAACUGGGCCAGUCGUCGCAGGCAGCCGCGACUACACGAUGCACCGUAUAGACGGCGUCCUUCGUGUUACCGCCGGGCGCUUCGGUUCGAUACGACAGUGCGAGAGAGGUGCCCUGCCGCAGUUCAAGAUCAUCGUAGGAGAAA